This is a messenger RNA of Knipowitschia caucasica, 354 nucleotides long. NCBI's taxonomy places the organism in Eukaryota, Metazoa, Chordata, Actinopteri, Gobiiformes, Gobiidae. The record is from the annotation of a GenBank genome assembly.
AUGGGUCAGGGGGCUGAGGGGUCAGGGUCUGUGGGGGUCAGGGGGUCUGUGGGGUCAGGGUCUGUGGGUCAGGGGUCAGGGUCUGUAGGGUCAGGUCUGUGGGUCAGGGUCUGUGGGUCUGGGUUCUGUGGGGUCAGGUCUGUGGGGUCAGGGUCUGUGGGGUCAGGGGUCAGACCUACCCUACAGACCCUGUCCCCUGACCCCACAGACCCUGACCCCACAGACCCUGACCCCACAGACCCUGAUCCCACAGACCCUGAUCCACAGACCCGGACCCCACAGACCCUGACCCUACAGACCCUGACCCCUGACCCCACAGACCCUGACCCCACGACCCUGACCCACAGACCCUGA